Panicum hallii is the source of this 1556-nucleotide messenger RNA. Its product is annotated as U5 small nuclear ribonucleoprotein 40 kDa protein. Gene Ontology annotation, molecular function: protein binding; RNA binding. Bases 236 to 1270 code for a protein of 344 amino acids. The record is from RefSeq and is a predicted model, not a curated record. Gene Ontology annotation, cellular component: catalytic step 2 spliceosome. NCBI's taxonomy places the organism in Eukaryota, Viridiplantae, Streptophyta, Magnoliopsida, Poales, Poaceae. The transcript has 2 exons.
AGACGCCGCCCGAGUCGUGAAGUCGUCCUCACGCCCGACAGCGCCGCCUCCCCUCGGCCUCCGCUCUAUCGCCCCACCGGCCGGAUCGGCGAAUCCGGCUUGUCCUUCCGCUGCCGCCGCACGCCCGCGGCCACGCUCCUCCUCCUCCGAGCAGCAGCAGUGCGCGGGGUUCUCGCGCACCGGGUAGCAGCAACAUAGGGCUUCCUGGAAGUUGAACUUAUCUACAAACUUCAAGAUGUUCUCCGCUCCAGGCAACAAUUCUUUGGCUCUUGCAGCCCCUCGACCAGGGAUGGAGCUGGCUAAUGUUCAACAGCAUCCAAAUCAGGCUCUUGGGCCUGGUGGAAAACAACGCACAUCCAGUCUGGAGGCACCUAUAAUGCUGCUUACAGGUCAUCAGAGUGCUAUCUACUGCAUGAAGUUCAACCCUUCUGGAACUGUGAUAGCAUCAGGCUCCCAUGACAAGGAUAUCUUCUUAUGGUAUGUUCAUGGUGAGUGCAAGAACUUCAUGGUACUGAGAGGGCACAAGAAUGCUGUUCUUGACCUCCAGUGGACUACGGAUGGGACCCAGUUAAUCUCCGCAAGUCCAGACAAGACCGUGAGGGUGUGGGACGUCGAGACUGGCAAGCAAGUUAAGAAGAUGGCUGAGCACUCGUCGUUUGUCAAUUCAUGUUGCCCAGCCCGCAAGUGGCCGCCUCUUGUUGUGAGUGGUUCAGAUGACGGUACAGCAAAGCUAUGGGACUUACGUCAGAGAGGUGCGAUUCAAACUCUUCCCGACAAAUACCAGAUCACAGCUGUGAGCUUCUCGGAGGCAGCAGAUAAGGUAUUCACCGGUGGCCUGGACAACGACGUCAAGUGGUGGGAUCUUCGCAAGAAUGAAGUAACAGAAUAUCUGAAAGGACAUCAGGACAUGAUCACUGGGAUGCAGCUUAGUCCCGAUGGGUCUUACCUCCUGACCAACGCAAUGGACAAUGAGCUCAAGAUCUGGGAUCUGCGCCCUUACGCACCAGAGAACCGGAACAUCAAGACCCUUACAGGCCACCAGCACAACUUUGAGAAGAACCUGUUGAAGUGUAGCUGGUCGCCAGAUAACCGCAAGGUCACUGCUGGGAGCGCGGACCGCAUGGUCUACAUCUGGGACACGACAUCGAGGCGGAUCCUGUACAAGCUUCCUGGGCACAACGGCUCCGUCAAUGAGACUGCUUUCCACCCCACUGAACCUAUCAUUGGAUCCUGCGGCAGCGACAAGCAGAUCUAUCUUGGGGAACUUUAGACGAGUAUCAGUUUCAUCAGCUAGAAGAGUUCUUGUGAUACUUGGAUGUGAAGGCGAAAAAGAAACCGACGACGUUCCGUUGCUUCGCCUGAGAAUUUGAAUGCUGGAUUGGCUGACCGGGAUUUGGGAUUUGUCAUUUGUAGAUUGUAUUAGCCUGUUAGGGCCAGUUGGUCUACCGUUUACGAACUGAACCAUGUUUUGUACCUGCUGGCUUUGCAUUGCUGAAAACUUGUUACCAUGCUUGAAGAUCACUAAUUGCAUGCCGAAAACUUGACAUUCUCAAAAA